AUGUCAUCGCAAGGCUGGAAUAUCAGAACAGCUCCUGUCCAGUCGCCUCAAGAAUUGCCAUUCACAGCGCUGGGGCCGCGAGAACAGGCCGUUAGGCAUCGGACUAAUGCAGGCUGCAUUGUCGAGUUCGCUGUCGAGGAGAAGGCGUUGGGCAAAUUGCAGUCACGCUGGGGAAGCCUGCUUGAAGGCCUCGGACGUGGUCAGGAAGUCAAGGCUGAAGUACGCGAUGCGAGAACCUGGAACCACGCAUCACGGAGCUAUCUCUAUCCCGUCAUAGUAUCAGGACCGACCGACCAGGUCAACACAAUCAAGCGACGUUUGGUCCAGGCCUCGAAUUACACGAGGUUGACCGUUCUCGACAAGCCAAUGUGGCCAACGCCCAUCAAACCGCCGCACAGUAACCAGAACGUAUACACAAGCAAAGUCCGGAAACAGCUCAAUGAGGAAGUGGCGAUUUCAAUCUGUGUUCCAGAAGCUAAGUGGCAUAAUAUCAAGGCAGAGGCGUUGAAGCAUGAAACGGUUUCUGCUCUCCCGGGCGUCUCUUUCGAAGUCGGAACACCCGGAGAGCGCUCAUACCUCCUUUGCGAGAACGCAUAUCUAGUGCAGGCUCGGGACGUCACGAUUGUUGGGCCUUGGGACGGCGUCAAGAAGCUGUCUGGCGAGAUUUGGUCGGUCCUCUUUGAACCAGUGGUUCUCAGCGAGGACAUUGACUGGUUGAAGAUCACGGCAGGCGAAUAUGGAUAUGCGACCAGGGAGCUCCCCCCAGGCAACAGUAUGCCUGCAGCAAAGAAGAGACCUGGAACAGUGACACCGUCAGCUUCCAAGCACAAGGAUAGUCGGCCUGAGAACGGGUCAACACCGCCGGGAGUCUCUGCUGUGUUUGAGCCGCUGGGUGUUGGCGAGGACAGAGUGAUCCGGAAGAUCACAGAGCGCGCACGAACGUCUGAAGCAGCGAAAGUUCCUCAGCCCAGGAUGACGGCCUCUGAAACUGCUGAUGUCCGAGGCACUGCAAAUAGAACGUCAGCAAAUUCUCCGUCUCCGACGCCGAUCUCUCAGCCGGCUUCCGAGCCUCAAGACUUGUUCAAAUUGGUUGUGGAAAUCACUGCGCACGACAUUUGGGCCCUGGGCCGUGCUCUGCUCCAUGGUCGGCUGAUCGAGACACUUUCCGAGGACUCAGGGUGCUCGAAUACCAUUGUUUCGCCUGUGGUGUUUGAAAAGUCGCCGUUGAUAAUCACUUCAUGGGGCACGCAAGCGCAGGUCGCCUCCUUUCAGAGCAGGGUGGAGUCCAUCGCAAAGCUGAAAGCCGCUGAACUGGAUCUAGAUGGCUACGGCAUAGAGUGUCGGACAAGUCGCCAAACUAAGAUGUCCAAGUUCGAGGGAGAGGUCGCGCAGAUGCACGUCCGGGCCGCUAUGCGUAGCCUUUCGCAUCCAGUCGUGGUCAUCACUUCAGCAUUACCCGCGCCCGGCGAUUUUCCCGGCACCGGCGAAAUUCGAUUUCGGCGGCAUCGAGGCGUCACGGUCUCCUCCUUCACCACGGUGGCGUUAUCACCGGAACCUAUCAUAUCAUUCAAUUUGAAGGUACCCAGUAGCUCCUGGGAAGCCAUUCGGAAAUCCGAGAAAAUGCAGAUCCACCUCUUGGCCGCGUCUCCGCGUGGUGCUGCAAUCGCACAUGCUUUCACUCAGCCGUACGAACAACCACACGGUGCAUUUGACGCAGUGCGAAAACUGGGUGUAACGGUCAUGUCCAAAAGCUCGGCGACUCCUCCAUGGCUGAGCGAUACCCAUGGAGAUAUAAACUACGUGUUGAAAGCCAAAACAUUGGCGGAGAAGUGCGUUGAAGUGGGCGAUCAUGUCAUUGUCGUGGCUACCGUAACGAGAGUGCAGAAAUAUCCAGCUUCGCUGCGUACCCUCACUAACCCAGAGGGUCAGGAACCGGAUGAGUUUGAUGGUCUUGCGUACGCCAGUGGUGGUUACAGGCGUCGAGGUGCAAGUAUACAGCAGUCCAAGGACGAGGAGCCGCCGCAGGAUACCCAGCCGGUCGAGUACAAGCCGCUGCACGUAGAAGAGCGACCCGCACCGCCUCCUCCGAGCAUCAAGAUGGUUCCCGGCUCAUCGACAUUAAAUCCCUCAGAUUCCGCUGUUCCAGAUCCUUCGCCCGUGAGAAAGCACCGGGCCCCCGCCCGCGAUAACGAUCCCCUCACUUUGGGAGCUGGUCGCAACGACCAUGCACCAAAACGGACUCGACAGCCUUCGACGGUGCCUUUGCCGAAAUUUCAAGACGAUGAUGAGUCUCCACUCAUAUCCCGUGAUCCGAUCUACCAGGCUUUGCGCAAUGCGAGAGAGGCAGGUCUCGGGGAAGACGCCGAUGAGCCCACUGGUCAAUCACCUACCGGCUUCGAAGAGGCGGAAGACCACGAUCUGGGUCUCGAGCGCGCCGCUUACCGGAGUGACAAAUCCGCUGAGUCUUCUGCGAGUACGGGAGAUGACGCAGAGGCUGCAUAUGAGGCAUUUGCAGCCUACGCCGAUGCUCCCGAUGAUCAGACGCCGACUACAAGUUCAGCGUCGCCUGAGGCAUAUGAGGGCGAGAUCAACCCGGCAUUGCAGCAAGGCCACGACGAUGAGCUGGACAAGCUCGAGAAGCAAAGCGAGAAGCAACAUCAGGCGGUCGAUGCCGAGCACGAACGCUCCGAAACACAAGAUCAGAAUCCUAGCAAUCUUACUGCGUCGAAGCCUGUGGAGCCCACGUCCAUGAACGCACCCGCCUUCACUCCUUUCGGACUCGGCAGCUUCGAGAAACGAUCAAUGUCGACCGCAGCAUUCCCUCGCCAAUUCCAUAGCGUGAAGCGCUUCUUUCACACAACUCAACACAUGCACUGGAAAGAAAGGAGAAGAAUCGUCAAGCAGGCGAAAGAAGCCGAGGAACGCCAGAUUAACAAGGUCGAGCCCACGGCCCGUCAAAUUACCGUAGCAGACUUCUUCAACCUCCCCGACGACACAAACCCCACGACCCCUCCUCGCGUCCGAAGCCUCGUCAGGAUGAAGAAGCAAGCCGACCGUGCGCGCCGCAUCAUGGAAAGCAUACCCGAACGCCUUGAUCCGCAACAAAAGGCAGAGUUCCUUAGCACGAUCGACACUCAUGAGCGGAAGAUUGCUCGCAAGAUGGCGUGGAACUCGGCGAAGGAGUUGAGGGUCAUGCUCGACAAGGGCUCGUCGCGGGUGGACUUUCAGAAGGCAAGAUGGAUGGAAGAGAGUAUUGAGCGUGGCCAGGCGAUUCUGGUGGAUGAGGCGAGGAGACUGAAGCAGCAGGCCGAGGAGAGGAGUAUCAGUGCUGAGGACUUCACUAAGGAGAGGGCGAAGUUGGAGGAGCUUCAAGUCGUGCUGCAGACGGAGAUGAUGAGGUUGAGGGAUGUGGUUGAGGAGGCGGAUGGCAGCGGAGGGGACCGGUGGGAUGAUGAUGAUUGA
This is a messenger RNA of Zymoseptoria tritici IPO323, 3462 nucleotides long. RefSeq lists its product as uncharacterized. The coding region runs from base 1 to 3462 and encodes 1153 amino acids. The record is from RefSeq and is a predicted model, not a curated record. The transcript has a single exon. NCBI's taxonomy places the organism in Eukaryota, Fungi, Ascomycota, Dothideomycetes, Mycosphaerellales, Mycosphaerellaceae. Gene Ontology annotation, molecular function: riboflavin reductase (NADPH) activity; FMN binding.